Messenger RNA from Opisthocomus hoazin, 945 nucleotides. The record is from RefSeq and is a predicted model, not a curated record. Lineage: Eukaryota; Metazoa; Chordata; Aves; Opisthocomiformes; Opisthocomidae.
AUGCCAGAAGUCUCAGAGAACAGGACUGGCCUAAGAGGCCCAGGCAGGUCCCUCCGUGGUUCUUCUGAGCAUGAGGUAAGUCCUGGCCCUAUACCAAAGCGACCUGGGAUCUUGACAGCUUCAAGUUCCUCCUCCGAGAUCCGAACUAACCUUUUCUUCUUCUUCAAAUCAAUAAGAAUAGUGAAAAGCAGAGAGGAGAGGACGAAGGAGACCGCGUUCAUAUACGCCGUGAUGUCGGCAGGCCUCGUGCAUUCGGUGACGCGAUCCUGCAGCGCAGGAACCGAGUGCUCCGGCGACACCACGCUGCGGCACGGUGGCUCAGCCAGUGAGGGCUGGCACUGGGGCGGCUGCUCCGACGACAUCCACUACGGAAUGGCGUUCAGCAGAAAGUUCCUGGAUGUGCCCGUUAAGAACGCAACGGGCAAGAGCGGGAGCGGGCUGGCGGCGAUGAACCUGCACAACAGCGAGGCCGGGAGGCAGGCUGUAGCAAAGCUGAUGUCAGUGGACUGCCGUUGUCAUGGUGUUUCUGGGUCCUGUGCUGUGAAAACUUGUUGGAAAACCAUGUCAUCCUUUGAAAAGAUUGGCCGGUUUUUAAAGGAAAAGUAUGAAAACAGCAUACAAAUAUCAGACAUACUGAAAAAAAAGCUACGCAGGAAAGAGAAAAGCCAGCGAAAAAUACCAAUUGGGAAGGACGACCUGCUGUAUCUGAACAAAUCGCCCAAUUACUGUGUGGAAGACCAAAAGCUGGGGAUCCCCGGGACUCAGGGGAGGGAAUGUAACCGCACCUCGGAGGGACCGGACGGCUGCAACCUCCUGUGCUGUGGGCGCGGGUACAACACCCAUGUUGUCAGGCACGUGGAAAGGUGUGAAUGCAAGUUCGUCUGGUGCUGCUACGUGCGCUGCCGGAGGUGCGAGACCAUGACCGACGUACACACCUGCAAGUAA